CUCACUCUCUUAUCGCUGUCACGCACGACGCACGAUUCACUCAUUUCCGAUACACGACGAUUAACGUACAUGUUUAAUGCCAUACAGGACGCCCUAGACGACCUCGCCUCGUUCCGCUCUUCGACGGCACGGCAAGGUCGGGCUCUGGACACCCUCGAACGCCUUCUUGCAGAUAUUUGCGUACCGAAGGACGCCAAGUCCGCUGCCGCCCUGCAGUCAUUCGUUUCCCUGCAGGACUCUUUCCAAUGCAAUGUGCCGUCCAGGAUACUUCCAUGGAUUGCGGACCGGUCGUCACGUCUUGAUUCGCUGUCGAGCAAGGGCUCCGUUGCCCAGGAGCACUUACCUGAAGCCACCGCGCUCUCUUCGCAAAUCAUACAAUCCCUCACCAUCCUGCAAGGCAUUAUUCUGAACCAUAGCCCGAGCAAGCAGUUCCUGGGUCGCCGCUUUGCACUCGAGGUCCUCAUCAACCUCCUUCUUGUUUCACGACACGUUACGCCGGCCCAAGUCACGAAGAGCGAAGACGAAGCUGAGCGGGCGGAUCUGUCCCUCGUGACGCUAGCCACAGCCGUUUUAGACACGCUGCUUUGCAUCAUGGUGGACUCUUCGCCCGCCUUGCGCGCAUUCGAGGAGGCCAACGGCGUCCGUGCAGUUGUCCGCAUCCUGAAGCGUGCAGGCACGCCCAGGGAGACUCGGAUGAAAUGCCUCGAAUUCCUAUACUUUUAUUUGUUAGACGAAACCGACAAAGACACCCAGAGCGAUGACACCCACGUAGCUACUGUCCCAAACUCGCCGAUCAGUAGCGGGCACAGUCGCAACGCGCUCUCUGCAUCGCAAAUGAGCGACUCCUCUGUUGGGUCAGACGUCUCGUCAUCGUCGGCCUGGUCACACGUCUCCACUUCAACAACGGCAACGACAGCCUCUGCAACGUCCCACAAAUCUUCUGCGUCAGACAAAUCCGAGCUUACCCCUUCGCCCCCCAUGCGUUCCGGUCACAGGAAAGCACUCUCUCGUGAGAUGUCCGAGAUCACAUCGCGCCCGUUCGCUUUCCCUCCCAAGGGGCUCGACUUUACCCCACAGACACCGGCGGGCAAGAGCGUCCUCACCCCGCUCAGUCCUAACACACCGCGUCCUACGGUACGGCUGAGGCAGCACAGCAGCGGGAACUCCGUCGUCGCGGGAGAAGAACGGUCAAGCGAACGAAAGACUCCCAAAAGGCUGCCGCUGCGCGUGACGAAUCCCGGAGAGACGAGGCAUAGCGACCCAAGCACUCCUGUGCCUCUCCUACCUGCGAGGGGCCGUCGACGCGCGCAGACCGUGAGUGCGUCGUCGGAAAGGGCCCAAUCUGCUCCUAUCUUGCCGAAGUCGCCAGGUACUGAUCGCACAGACCCGAUGGAUAUUAUCACGCCAUCGACGACAGGGAAUGUGGAUGUUUUCUCUGCAGCGCGUCGACCCGGAGUAAAGACAAUGGAUGAGAAGAAGGCGAUCCUCGGAAGUAUGAUGGGGAACGUCGAUACGCUCGUCGAAGGUGUGAGGAGAGCUGGGAUCUGGGGACUCGGCUGAAGUAAGUUAUUGGACGACGCACCGUGAAGGCAGGUAUAUUCCGUGCAUCACCUCUCUGUCUUGUUAUUUCUUUCCUCACUCGAUAUUUUCGCCCUUCAUACCCUUUGUCACAUCGCUCUGCUCACAAUCAUUCCUCAUACCCUCUCCCACAUCGGACUCGCUAUCUAAAUAGACACGCACUUCUCUCUUGUUGUUGUCCUCCAGUGUCUUCGUAUCGCUAUUAUCUCCUCGCUCUUCCCGCUCUUGCUCCCCUACUGUUGUACCCAUCUCUUCUUUCAGCCUCC
This is a messenger RNA of Phanerochaete carnosa HHB-10118-sp, 1844 nucleotides long. RefSeq lists its product as uncharacterized. NCBI's taxonomy places the organism in Eukaryota, Fungi, Basidiomycota, Agaricomycetes, Polyporales, Phanerochaetaceae. The record is from RefSeq and is a predicted model, not a curated record. The transcript has 6 exons. Bases 70 to 1560 code for a protein of 496 amino acids.